CAACAACUCCAUUCCCCCUCCUACGAAACGGCCUCUCAGUUUGGCUGCUUGUUGAUCAGAUUCUGCAUUUCCUCGCAGAAUUCUCUCGAUUCCGCUAAACUUAUUCCCUCCUACGCCACACACGCCCAAGAACCACCGCCAAAAUGCAGGCUCCGGUGGUGGUAAUGAACACCAACGCUGGUGACAGACAGGUUGGCCGUAAAGCUCAGCUGUCCAACAUCGCCGCUGCGAAGACCGUUGCCGACAUCAUCCGGUCAUGUCUCGGACCUAAGGCCAUGCUGAAGAUGCUUCUGGAUCCCAUGGGUGGUAUUGUCUUGACGAAUGAUGGACACGCUAUCCUGAGAGAAAUUGAGGUCUCUCACCCCGCCGCAAAGAGCAUGAUCGAACUGAGCCGCACUCAGGACGAGGAGGUCGGAGACGGAACGACGACUGUCAUCAUCCUUGCCGGUGAAAUGCUCGCACAGGCCCUCCCCCAACUCGAACGCAACAUCCACCCCGUUGUCAUCAUCUCCGCCUUCAAGCGUGCUCUGGCCGACGCUCUGUCCAUCGUCGAGGAGGUCUCGAUACCCGUCGACAUCGACGACGACAAGGCCAUGUACACUCUCAUUCAGUCCUCCAUCGGCACGAAGUUCGUCUCUCGGUGGUCCGAGCUCAUGUGCAGCCUCGCCCUGAAAGCUGUCCGGACUGUGUCUUUCGACGCUGGUGGCGGCAAGCGUGAGGUUGACAUCAAGCGCUACGCUCGUAUCGAGAAGAUCCCCGGUGGCCAGAUUGAAGAGAGUGAGGUCAUCGACGGUGUUAUGGUCAACAAGGAUAUUACCCACCCCAAGAUGCGGAGAAGAAUCGAGAACCCCCGCAUUAUCCUGCUCGACUGCCCGUUGGAGUACAAGAAGGGUGAAUCUCAGACGAACAUUGAGAUCACCAAGGAGGAUGACUGGAAUCGUAUCCUGCAGAUUGAGGAGGAGCAGGUGAAGCACAUGUGUGAAGCCAUCCUGGCUCUGAAGCCCGAUGUGGUCAUCACCGAGAAGGGUGUUUCAGAUCUCGCUCAGCACUUCUUGAUGAAGGCCAACGUCACAGCUCUCCGCCGUGUCCGCAAGACGGACAACAACCGUAUCGCCAGAGCCACGGGCGCCACCAUUGUCAACCGUGUUGACGACCUCCAGGAGUCUGAUGUUGGAACCCAGUGUGGCCUGUUCGAGAUUGAGAAGAUCGGCGACGAAUAUUUCACCUUCAUGAGGAAGUGCCAGAGCCCCAAGGCCUGCACGAUCCUUCUCCGCGGUCCCUCCAAGGAUAUCCUGAACGAGAUCGAGCGUAACCUGCAGGACGCUAUGGCCGUUGCCAGGAACGUUAUCUUCCACCCCCGCCUUUCCCCCGGAGGUGGCGCCAUUGAGAUGGCUGUCUCUGUUCGCUUGAGCCAGCUGGCCAAGUCCAUUGAGGGCGUCGAACAAUGGCCUUACAAGGCCGUCGCGGAUGCCAUGGAGGUCAUCCCUCGCACGUUAGCACAGAACGCCGGUGCCAGCCCCAUCCGUGUUCUCACUCGCAUGAGAGCCAAGCAUGUCGAGGGCCACACCACCUGGGGUCUGGAUGGCGACUCCGGUGCCUUGGUUGAUAUGAAAGAGUACGGAGUCUGGGAGCCCGAGGCUGUCAAGCUCCAGAGCAUCAAGACCGCUGUCGAGUCUGCGUGCCUGCUCCUCCGUGUCGACGACAUCUGCAGCGGCAAGUCGGCUCAGCAGGUGGGUGCUCCUGGUGGUGGAGGCGAUGAGUAAAAGGGGACCGGACACAGAAAGUAAAAUUGCGUACAUAAUGCUGCACGAUUAACCUCUGGAAAUUCUGUAUGAAUAUCCUAGACUUCACAAAC
Aspergillus homomorphus CBS 101889 is the source of this 1855-nucleotide messenger RNA. Its product is annotated as chaperonin-containing T-complex subunit CCT3. Gene Ontology annotation, biological process: protein folding. The transcript is spliced from 6 exons. Lineage: Eukaryota; Fungi; Ascomycota; Eurotiomycetes; Eurotiales; Aspergillaceae. The record is from RefSeq and is a predicted model, not a curated record. Gene Ontology annotation, molecular function: ATP hydrolysis activity; ATP binding; ATP-dependent protein folding chaperone. The coding region runs from base 144 to 1763 and encodes 539 amino acids. Gene Ontology annotation, cellular component: chaperonin-containing T-complex.